This is a messenger RNA of Pyrus x bretschneideri (Chinese white pear), 2937 nucleotides long. RefSeq names its product protein ABSCISIC ACID-INSENSITIVE 5. The record is from RefSeq and is a predicted model, not a curated record. The transcript has 4 exons. NCBI's taxonomy places the organism in Eukaryota, Viridiplantae, Streptophyta, Magnoliopsida, Rosales, Rosaceae. Gene Ontology annotation, molecular function: DNA-binding transcription factor activity. Gene Ontology annotation, biological process: positive regulation of DNA-templated transcription. Gene Ontology annotation, cellular component: nucleus. The coding region runs from base 1189 to 2430 and encodes 413 amino acids.
AUGCGCAGUCUGCAUGUUUUGUUGGCUACAACAGUGUGAUCUCUCUUAUGCACUCAAGUUCGAACUUCUUUUUCUGUAGUUUAGAUGAGUUUAACCGGAUAUGUUUUUUUAAUUUUUUUCUUGCUUUGAUCUGUGUUUGUAUGCGUUUGUUGAUUUUUAUGUGUUUGUUCUGGGAUCUGAGGCUUAUUGAGGAUGAAUAUACUAUCUUAUUAGUUGGCUAAGUAGGGUUUAGUUAGUUAAUUAAUUUUCACGCAAACUGCUUUUUAGUUUAUUGUUAUUAAGUGGCUUAAUUUUUCUGGCUUUUUUUAUAUUCUGUGUGGUCACUUUUUGGUGUUUAAUAAUUGGAAGAGAAAAUUGACCACUCUAAAAUGAAGUGCAAAAGCACUAAAAGAAGAAAAAUUGUCUUUUACUUUUGCUGUCUACCCCGCAUACUCAUGUUUCCUAUUUUGGAAAUGUAUAAUUUAAUUGCAUUAGACAUAUCUUGUCAUUAUUUGUUUAAUAUGGACCACCAUGUGAAUACCUCCAACUGCUCACUAAUCCCAUUCUUAAAUUGAGCAAAACACUUAAUUCUUGGUUGAUUUCGGUUGGUGUUGCCAAUCAUAGUCCUUAAAAUUUGAUCAUAGGGGCCACAGAGAUUCGUUAUUUUUCAAAUUACAAGCUAUAUUGGUUAGAUAGAUUUGAAUAUGGAAGCUCUCUGCGUGCUGUGUGGGGUAAAUGCUCUUAAUCGCGUGGAUAGAACCUCUCAAGUGUCGUGUAAGGUAAAUGCUCUUAAUAGUGUGAGCGUGAAGGGUUCGGUGCAGAUUAAAUGUUCUUAAUCAUGUGAGCUGAAAGCAACGUGAGGAGAAAAUGCGUUGCACUGAGCUUUGUUGUUAUCGCAUGAAUGAAAUGUGUCAUGUAGUUUCUGUACGAACCAGUUAAAUUUAUUCUGAGUACUGUGCUUGGUUGAUAUGAAUUUAAAUCAAUGUUUUCCUCUUUGUUCCUCUUAGAAAAAAAGGGACAUUUUAAUUGGAUAUAUUUAUUGAAAGAACCAAUUAAUUUCACACAGUCGUCUAUACUUCACUAGACUUAAAUCUCUGUUCUCUGCAACACCAACAACUACGGCAUAAACUUAACCCCAUGUGCUUCAGUUUGAUCAGGUUCGUUACAACUUAGAAACCCAACAUUCAAUCAAGGGUAGAUCGCACAAACAUGGGUGUUUCGGAGUCGGAAAUCAACUCUCAUGGCGAGGUGGAUUCGCGCUUGUUAUCGGACCAACAAGCGAAGAACCACUUAUUCUCCUCAUUAGGAAGACAAUCAUCAAUCUACUCUCUCACUCUUGAUGAGUUUCAGCACACACUCUGCGAGAGUGGCAAGAAUUUCGGGUCGAUGAAUAUGGAUGAGUUCCUCACCAGCAUUUGGACCGCCGAAGAAAACCAAGCCAUUAAUUCCAAUCUCACCAACACUACUACUACUACUAACAGCAACAACAUGAACAACAUUGAGGUGCACAUGCCUUUAGCCGAGGCCUCAGCAGAGAAGCGCAUUGCGAUACAGCCCAGCUUGCCGCGUCAAGGCUCGCUUACGCUGCCUGAGCCACUGUGUAGGAAAACAGUGGAUGAAGUUUGGUCUGAGAUACACAGAGGGCAGCAGGCAAAGCAGCAGAACAAUCACAACAGUAGCAUCGAUGGCGGUGUUCAGAGUUCUGAGUUUGCCCCUCGCCAGCCUACUUUUGGGGAGAUGACAUUGGAGGAUUUUUUGGUUAAAGCAGGGGUAGUCCGGGAACAGGAUUCAAUGGCGGCCACGGUGGUCCCUCCUCAGCCUCACCAGCAGCAGCAGUAUGGGAUGUACCAGAACGGCAACCAGGCCGUGGGACCCAGUUUUGUAAAUAGGCCUGUGAUGGGAAUGGGGGCUGCUGCCGCAGUAGGUGCUAGUACUAGCACUGCCGCCGGUAUUCCUAGUUACCAAACUAUACCGCAAAGUGGGGCUGCGGUUGUGCGAGAGUCCUCUGCGUAUGCUGCGAAUGGUAAGAGGAAUGGGGCGUACCUGGGGGUGGCGCCUCCACAUUCGGUUUGUUUUGGCGGGAGAGUGGUGAAUGGUGGUGGUGGAUAUGCAGCAGAGCAGACAAUUGGGAUGGCGGCUCCGGGGAGUCCCUUGUCUUCAGAUGGAAUGGGUACUAGUCAGGUUGAGAAUUCUGCGUUUCAAUUUGGUUUGGACAUGGGUGGACUAAGAGGAAGGAAGCGAGGAUUAGAUGGACCGGUCGAAAAAGUGGUGGAGAGGAGGCAGAGAAGGAUGAUUAAGAACAGAGAGUCUGCAGCAAGGUCUAGAGCUCGAAAACAGGCAUACACAGUUGAAUUGGAAGCAGAACUGAACCACUUACGAGAAGAGAACUCACACCUUAAACAGGCGCUGAGCUCGAGAGGAAGCGAAAGCAACAGUUUUUCGAGGAAAUGAAGAUGAGAGUUCAGAACAGGGCCCAGAAAGUGAAGGAGAAGCUAAGGGUGUUGAGGAGGAGUAAUAGUUGUGUUUUAUAAUGUGCAAUCUGAGAUAUGGUAAAUGAACGCAUAUCUCAUGUUUUUAGUUAGUCUUUGUACCUUUCUUUCAUUUUCCUGAAUAUGUUACUUUUGAGUAGCUUCCUAUACUUAAAAAAGAACUUCCAUGUUCGUCAUUGAGGACUCGACAGAACUGAAGCCCUCACCGAGGGAAGUCGAAACUGUGCAAGCUUAGCUCAAUGCUGAAACGGCUACAAGGUGAAGCAAGAGUGCUCCACUGCAAGAUAAGAUGAUGCCACAUUGAGAAUAAAUGUGAAUGAUUCCUGUACUAGGCAUGAUUAUAUACGUUUGUAGUUUUUGUAUAUUUCAACUUACCAGCUUCUGCAUUGUGAGCUUUCUAGAAUAAGUGCGUUUAUUAGCAUAAACUAAAAUUCUUCAGCAAUGUCAUUAUGCGUGCCAUCGAUGGAAA